This is a messenger RNA of Metarhizium brunneum ARSEF 3297, 1275 nucleotides long. RefSeq names its product Cyclin pch1 (gene pch1). Gene Ontology annotation, cellular component: nucleus; cyclin/CDK positive transcription elongation factor complex. The record is from RefSeq and is a predicted model, not a curated record. Gene Ontology annotation, biological process: positive regulation of DNA-templated transcription, elongation; regulation of transcription by RNA polymerase II. Gene Ontology annotation, molecular function: cyclin-dependent protein serine/threonine kinase activator activity. Lineage: Eukaryota; Fungi; Ascomycota; Sordariomycetes; Hypocreales; Clavicipitaceae.
AUGGCGAGCAUAGACCGCUACCGUCCGCCUCGCGAGGGCUAUCAGCCGCCCGCCCUCCCUGGGGGCUCUCGAACCGACGGACCAUCACGAUCUCCCCUGCCUCGACGAGAAAUCCCGCCUGCCGCCCCAACGCCUCCUCAGAAUAGUGCGCGGACGUCUCCUCCGCGGCCCCAAGCACAACCGCAGUCCGACGAACAGUCGCCGGCGCAGUCUGGCCACAAUAGCCAAAGCACGGUGGCGAAUCAAUGGUCAUUUACGUCAGAGGAAGUUGUGAGCACACCCAGCGUUAUCGACGGAUUACCGCCAUCCGAGGAGAGACUUCGGCGGUCAAAGGGUGUCAAUUUUAUCUACCAAGCUGGCGUGAUGCUGGACUUGCCCCAGAUCACCCUGUGGGUUGCCGGGGUAUUCUUUCACAGGUUUUUCAUGCGCUUCAGCAUGGUGCAGGAGAAGGGCGGCAUACACCACUACAAUAUUGCUGCUACAGCGCUGUUCCUGGCCAACAAGGUCGAGGAAAACUGCCGAAAGACAAAGGAAAUCAUCAUUGCCGUUGCCAAGGUGGCUCAGAAGAAUGCAAAGCUUGAAAUCGACGAGCAAAGUAAGGAAUACUGGAGAUGGCGAGACAGCAUACUGACCUACGAGGAGAUCAUGCUGGAGCAGUUGACCUUUGAUCUCAUGAUUGAUAACCCGUACCGGCACCUCUUUGAACUUCUCGGCCAGCUAGACAUUGUACACAAUAAGAAUCUCCGACAAGCUGCCUGGGCUUUCUGCAACGACGCCUGUUUGACGGCAAUUCCUCUGUUAAUCGAAGCACGGGAUGUGGCGAUUAGUGCCAUUUUCUUCGCUAGUGUCCAUACGCACCAACAGAUUGAUGAUAUCAAUGGCGAGCCGUGGUGGAGAUACUUGAAUGGAGAUGAGGAACGAUGUACCAACGCCAUCGAGGUGAUGCGCCAGUUCUACACGGAGAAUCCGCUCAGAAAGCAGAACACGUCGCUGCCAUCACCCGCAUUCGACUUGGAGAACACGCGAAGGCGCGCCGACACACUGCUUAGCCAGCCUGACACGCUAUCCUCGAAUGGCACACCCAUGGAAUUGGAUAGAGCCAGUCCCAGUAGGAGCCCUGCACCGAGGCCGAAUGGCGCUGAUCGGGGGGAUGGAAGCAUGCCAAGGUCACCGAUGAAGAGAAAAGAUGCUGAACCGGAUGGAGCGGUCGAUUGCGGAAGAGCAGAAAAACGUGCCAGGGUAUCGGAAGACGAAGGCGAGUUGGUGGAGGACUAG